Coccomyxa subellipsoidea C-169 is the source of this 4093-nucleotide messenger RNA. RefSeq names its product calcium-translocating P-type ATPase. The transcript has 18 exons. Gene Ontology annotation, biological process: calcium ion transmembrane transport. Gene Ontology annotation, cellular component: membrane; intracellular membrane-bounded organelle. The coding region runs from base 1 to 2973 and encodes 990 amino acids. The record is from RefSeq and is a predicted model, not a curated record. Gene Ontology annotation, molecular function: ATP binding; P-type calcium transporter activity; ATP hydrolysis activity. NCBI's taxonomy places the organism in Eukaryota, Viridiplantae, Chlorophyta, Trebouxiophyceae, Coccomyxaceae.
AUGCAUGAUUUAUACUCAGCUUCUGCCUGCUCCAAGCUGGCUUCCUGGUUCCUGCAGCACAAGGACACCGAGGGAUUGGAGAAGCUUGGAGGCCCUGAGGGCCUGGCCAAGGCUCUGAGAACAGACCUGGAUGAAGGUCUCAACCCUGAAGCAACAGAUGACACCGCCAUCCAGCGGCGAAGGCAGCUGUUUGGGGCCAACAAGUUUCCACAGGUCCCCCUGAAGUCCUUCUUUGCGCUGCUAUGGGGCAACCUCUCCGACAAAAUCCUCAUCCUGUUGAUGGUUGCGGCCACGAUAUCGACCGUCCUAGGAGCUGCAUUGCCUGAGGAGAGAGCGCAGAGCGGCUGGACUGAGGGAGUAGCUAUUUGGGUUGCCGUCAUAGUUGUGAGCCUUGUUGCCACGGGGAAUGAUUACCAGAAGGACCUGCAGUUCCGCAAGAUCAACUCGCAGAAGAACAGCAUCGAGGUGGCCGUGGUGCGCGGGGGCACGCAGACCAUGGCCAAGAACACAGACAUCGUCGUGGGAGACAUCAUGCUGCUCAACACCGGCGACAAGAUCAUCGCCGAUGGCAUAGUCACAGACUCCCACGGCCUCGUCAUCGACGAAGCUUCCCUCACUGGCGAGUCCGACCCCAUGCACAAAGGCGACAAGGACCGCUGGUGCCGCUCCGGCACACAGGUGACUGAGGGCAGCGGGAAGAUGCUGGUGGUGGCGGUGGGCACUGAGAGCGAGUGGGGCCGCACCAUGGCGCUGGUGGCCACCGAGGCAUCGCCCACCCCCCUGCAGGAUUCCCUGGGCGUCCUGGCCACUGCCAUCGGAAAGAUCGGUCUCACCGUCGGUGUUGUCUGCUUCGUCGUCCUCUUUGUCAGGUGGCUCGUCCAGAACAAGGGCUUCCCUGUCGACCAGAUCAGCGAGGGUCCCCUGGCCUUCUUCAUCUUUGGUGUCACCAUCGUGGUCGUGGCUGUGCCUGAAGGCUUGCCGCUGGCUGUCACCAUCUCCCUGGCAUACAGCAUGAAGAAGAUGAUGAAGGACAACAACUUUGUGAGGGUGCUGGCUGCUUGUGAGACCAUGGGCGGCGCGACUGCCAUCUGCUCUGACAAGACAGGCACGCUGACGGAGAACCGCAUGACCGUGGUAGCUGGCUGGUUUGCUGGCAAGAUCUGGCCUUCCCCUCCGCCCCUGGAGGAGCUCCCGGAGACCCUCCAAGCAGACAUCAAGAUGAAUUCAGCCCUCAACUCCAAGGCAUUUCUGAUUGAGCAUGAUGAGAAUGCGGUGGAGUUUGCCGGCAACCGCACGGAGUGCGCGCUGCUGAUGCUGCUGCGCGGCUGGGGCAUCAAGUACGACGCCAUUCGCGCCGAGCACAAGAGCAACAUCUUCCACGUCUACAAUUUCACCUCAGAGCGCAAAAUGGCCUCCAUGAUCGUGCGCACACCCGAGGGCCUGCGCCUCUACAACAAGGGCGCGGCGGAGAUAGUGCUGCGGCGUUGCGUGAGCGUGAUGGAUCCCAGCGGCAACGUGGUCCCACUGGAGGACGCGAUGCGCGCCGUGCUGGAGGAGACUGUGACGACCAUGGCAUCAACCGGGCUGCGCACGCUCUGCCUCACCAAGCGCGACAUCGACGAGUCACUCGCUGACGGCCAGCCUGAGUUCUGGGAGAACCCGCCUGAUGACAACCUCACCCUCUGCUGCAUCGUCGGUAUCAAGGACCCGGUGCGCAAGGAGGUGCCGGGGGCGGUGGCGACGUGUCAGCGCGCAGGCAUCAUGGUGCGCAUGGUGACUGGGGACAACAUCCACACCGCCAAGCACAUCGCGCGCGAGUGCGGCAUUCUUACUGACGGCGGCACGGCGAUGGAGGGGCCCGUCUUCCGCUCCAUGCCCGAAGAGGACCUCAUCCCCAUGGUGGAGAUCGUGCAGGUGCUGGCGCGGAGUUCGCCGCAGGACAAAUAUGUGCUGGUGAAGCUGCUGAAGAAGCUGGGCGAGAUCGUGGCGGUGACGGGCGACGGCACCAACGACGCCCCCGCCCUCAAGGAGUCCGAUGUGGGCCUUGCCAUGGGCAUUGCCGGCACGGAGGUGGCGAAGGAGGCGGCAGACAUCGUGAUCUUGGACGACAAUUUCUCGUCCAUCGUUAAGUCGGUGCUGUGGGGCCGCUCCGUGUUCGGCAACAUCCGCAAGUUCCUGCAAUUCCAGCUCACUGUCAACUUUGUGGCGCUUGUCGUGGCCUUCAUCGCCGCCAUCACCAGCGGAGAAACGCCCCUCAACGUGCUCCAGCUGCUGUGGGUCAACCUCAUCAUGGACGCCCUAGGCGCUCUCGCGCUGGCGACGGAGCCGCCGACGCCGGGGCUGCUGCUGGAGAAGCCGCACGGGCGCGACGAGCAGCUGAUCAGCCCCAAGAUGUGGAAGCACAUCCUGGCCCAGGGCUUCUACCAGCUCUUCUGGCUCUUCCUCAUCUUCUACGGCGCCCCCGCUGACCACCAAUACAAGGAGCGCCAUUCGUACGACCUCAGGAAAACCAACUCCAUCGUCUUCAAUGCCUUUAUCUUCAUGCAGCUUGUCAACCAAAUCAAUGCCAGGAAGAUCAACGACGAGCUGAACGUGUUCAAAGGCAUCUUCCACGCGCCCAUGUUCCUGUACAUCUACGCCAUUGAAAUCAUCCUUCAGGUCAUCAUCAUGGUGACGCCCAUCAACAGAUUCUUCCGGGUGUCAACCCAGAACUGGCAGGAGUGGCUCUUCGCCAUCGCCCUUGGAGCAGGGGCACUCCCUGUCGCCCUCCUCACCAAGCUGCUCACACGAGCAUUUGCCCCGAUGGGCUCGUGGCUCAUGCAGAGGCCCACGGCGGUCGCUGCAAAGCACAGCCUCGGUCGCCGCCGGAGACACCUGCAGGGCGCCAAGUGGUGCCCCUGCAUGAAGCCCCCUCCGAUCCGCCUUGACAGGGCAAGCCACGAGGAGAUCAAACCUGCCCCCACCACGGCCUGAACGGCCCUUCCCCCCUGUGGGACGAGGCGGGCCUGCCGCGAGUGACGUUCCGGCGGCCGGGGCGGCGUGGCAGCACGGGGCUGGCCUCGCAAUACAGCCUGGAGCGCAGCCGCACGCUCAAGGCGGCGCCCAGCAAGGGCGGCAAGCGCGUUAGCAGCGGCCCCUCCGGCAUGUACACCGAGCACAUCCACUGGGCGCGCACCAUGUCGAAGCAGCCCGCCUCCGCUGCCGGCACCGGGGCCGGCCGCGCACAGGCGGAGGCCAAGCAGCCCACCUCGCCCACAGCAGACACCUACCCCAUCCUCAGCUGGACCGCCUGAGGCUGCUGAUGCUUGGGUGCUGGCUCGGGACACUCUCUUGCCGGAGCAUUAUUGAUUGCAGAACUGAGAUGCGCAAGAGGCAGGGGCUGAGCUUGGCAGACGGGUUGUUUAGGGCAAUUCUCAGAAGGAUGCAGAAGUAGCUGCAUGACACAGCAGCCAUUACGCAUGCUUGAUUGAUCGUUAUAGAAUUUACAAUGCUGCCCUGUCCUUCACCGGGCAAGAAGUCAUCCAAAUAUAGUGCUGCGUUUGCUGGGCUUGUCUUCCAAACGUGGCAGCUUUUGGCGAAAAGUCCUUGGAAUUUGUUUUUUCAUCCUGCUCUUAAUCAAAUGCUCAUGGGUGUGUCUUUUCCGCCCCAGGGAGAGGGAAUUAAGCCUGACUCUCAGGGCGGCAGCAUUCUGCCUGGCGCAGUGUCUCUCAAGGUCAACAACCUACCAGUAUUGGGAAGUGUGUGGGAUGGUCAAGUGCUGUGGUCUGUCAGGUUCUGCUGGCGGAAUCUUGAAGUCUUGUCUGCAGUGAAGACCCAUGGAAGUUUGCAGGGCCGCUGCCCGUGGCUGCUGGCUCCUGGUGCAUUGCUGAAGUAGGCGAGGAAGAGGGACACAGUGUGUGUUUAUUUCUUAUUGCUGAAGUGAUUAACCUUCUACAUGAUCAUGAAGGCAUUCGUACUCUUGUGAGAGGCAACAACCUUAGGAUUGUGGCAUUAUUGUUGCACAGAUGUCUGCUGUCUUUUGCUGCGCUAUUGCCCCACCAAGUAUCUUAUAACAGAAGUAUGCACAGGAUUGUAAUUAAUUGAUGAAUUGAUC